GAGUGCAUGAUCCAUGAUUGUUGGAUCAUGGUUGAGUGUUUUGAAAUAUUUUAAAUCUUUCAUGAGACUUUCGAUUUUAUCAAAAUUUUAUAAAAUUUUACAAUGAUUGUCAAAAUCAAGUGACAUUAAAACUAUGAAAAAGUAAUGUAAAUUAACUUCAAUAAGUAAAAAAAGUAUUCUUCAUAUAAAUAUCAUUGAAACGAGAUGUCCUUCAUUGGAGGAGAAACUUCUGAAAGAAGAUUUGAGAUUGAAUGUAAAUUAGAAGUAGAAAUUAAUGCUUUGAAAGCUUUGAACAAUGCACAGGUACAAAGUCAACGUUUAACAAGUGGCAUGGUAGCAAUAAUAUCUUCUUUGGAAGAAAGAUUAGCAACUCUUCGGCGUACAAUUCUUCCAGUUUACAAUGAGACAGGAAACUUGCAGUCUCAACAGCACAAUAUCGAAAAAACUUUGACAGUACUGGAUCAUGCAAUUGGCUAUUACGGCGUGUGCCAAGAAGUAGAGGGAUCAGUUCGAGGUGGACCUAACGGUGCAGGUGGUUUAGAUGGUUUUCUUGAAGCAAUGAACCGUUUAUAUAAUGCUCAGCAUUACUUUCAAAAGAAUAAUCCAAGUUCUGUUGAACUGGAAAAUAUUUCUACUUUAUUUGGUGUUGGAUUAGAAGCACUUUAUGCUGAAUUUCAUGAUAUUUUAGCCAGACAAAGUAAACCGAUGCUGCCAAUUGUACUUUUAGAUAUAAUUGGUUCUGAUGAGGAUACUAGUGGCGAAGAUGCUCCACAAUCUCUCUGUCAGUUACCAGAAAGUACAAUUGGCGAUUUAGUAAAAAUAGCUGUCUGGCUGGAGGAAAGAGGACUUCGUCGUUAUGCUGAUAUAUAUACAUCUGUUCGAUCUGCAAUUGUUCUUCGAUCAUUGCAACUGAUGAAAGAACAUCAUAGAAGUGCAAGUGGUGGCAGCACACACGCGGCUAGUCCUAUGAUGAAGACGAAAUUUCAACAUCGUCAUUCAUUAAGUGCACAAGAAAAUGUUGGACGCAAAACGUCACGACGUUUACAGCAUGCUUUAGAGAAAAAGGCCAGUAAAAUGUUUUUAAAAGCAUCUCAAACUACUGGUAUAGGUCUUUCAUUUCCUUCCUCAAGAAGACAAUUGCCAACACCAUCUAAUGUUAUUGUUGAAGAUACUGCUCCAGAAGAACAAGAAAUGGAAAACUAUCUUUUAUUAACUGCUAGUUUACAUAAACUUAUACAAUCUGAACGUAUUUUGUUGGGUAGGAUUUUAUCAUCCUAUUUACAACCUCAAGUUUUAGAAGCAACUGUACGUGAUGCUAUGGAUCUUGUAGUUCAUGAUGGAGAAAAUAUUGCAUCAAGAGCUAAACGUUGUAUUGGGAGACGCGAUUUUUCUGCUGUUUUAGUUGUUUUUCCAAUUUUAAAACAUCUUGGCGAAUUAAAACCAGAUUUUGAAAGAACAGUUGAAGGAUGUGAUUACACUCUUAGAUCGAAAUUCGCAUCGCUUAUAUCGACAUUAAAUGCAACGGGAGCUAAAGCUUUGGAAGACUUUGCUGAAAGUGUACGCAAUGAAGCAGGAACUGCUUUACCAAAAGAUGGAACAGUGGCUGAAAGCACUAGUAAUGUUAUAGUAUUUCUAGAACAGUUAAUUGAAUACACGGAUACUGCGAGCAGUGUACUCAAUCGUAACGAAACCGAUUUUACAGUUACAUUCAAAGAUAGCUCUCAUCGUGCACUUUUAGGAUCCUACAUAAAAAAAGUGUUAGCUCAAUUAAAUUUAUCUUUAGUGAGUAGAAGUGAUAAUUCAUAUUCAGAUGCAGCUUUACGUGCUCUAUUCCGAUUAAAUAACCAUAAUUAUGUGAUAAAUGCUCUCCGUCGGAGUUCACUAAUGGAAUUAUUAUUAUUGGCUGAACCAAAUGCUGAGCAAACAUACGAUGAUCUUCUUCUACGGAAUCAAAUUAAUUACGUAUCUGCUACAUUCAGCAAAGCUAAAAUGCCCAUAGAAAAUGCUAAUGAUGAUACAGAUUUGGGAUCAAAAACAAUCAAAGAAAUAUUUUCUACUUUUACUAAGGAAUUUGAUGAAGUUGCAAAACAUCAGCGAUCAUUUUCAGUACCGGAUGCGCGUUUAAGAGCUGAUUUGCGUAAGGAAUUAAACAAUUCUAUCACACCGGUUUAUUCGGAUUUUUAUAAUAAGUAUAGAAAAACUUCCUUUUCAAAAAAUCCUGGAAAAUACAUUAAAUACACUCCGGAACAAAUUUCGAGUACUAUCAAGACAUUCUUUGAUGGAACAACAUAAGAUUGGAUCUCUAAAUGCCGAUUUUGCAAGGAAAAUUAAUAUCACAUAAUUAUUUAUAAAAAUUAAAAAUUCAUUAAUGCAGUUUGAUUCUUCAGUGAUUUUAAUAAAAGAAAGUUAUAAAAAUAUAGUAUUAUGAAAUAAAGAUUUUGAAUACAUGGUGGUAAUUAUUAGGUUAGAAUUUAGAAUUCUAAAAUAUCUAAAAAUGUAAUAAAAUAUAUCUGUAAAUAUAA
Molecule: messenger RNA, 2522 nt
Organism: Leptopilina boulardi
Lineage: Eukaryota; Metazoa; Arthropoda; Insecta; Hymenoptera; Figitidae
Gene: Exo70
Product: exocyst complex component 7
Exons: 7
Coding region: 205-2292 (695 amino acids)
Biological process (GO): exocytosis
Cellular component (GO): exocyst
Molecular function (GO): phosphatidylinositol-4,5-bisphosphate binding
Source: RefSeq, a predicted model, not a curated record